GAUACAGCGUUCAAAACAAAACCUAAGUCAAUAAAAUCAAUUAUUUCUUUCUUAAAUGGUACCAUUUGGAUGAGUUUGUGGUUUAGAUAGUUAUCGCGGUGGUGUAGUGGAUGAAGUGUCCGCCUAGCGAACGGGAGUUCGUGGGUUCGCUCCAAUUCUCGUGGAGCGUUCUCAUUAUCUCCUCCAUAGACACCAGAAGUUGAGACACUAUGGAAACAGCAGAUAUUAAUCAGCUCACUUGCCGCAGAUGUUGGAUAUCAUUUGAAAACAUUGACCAGUUCCUUAUGCACCAAAGUUACCAGUGCAGCAUGGCACUGACUAAUUGUCAUUCACCGAAGGGAAGGUAUACCUGUCAGAGCUGUGUAAGUCAGUUUGAAUCUACAUGUGCACUACAUAAUCACAUGCAGAGCUGCUCUAACGAUGGUUCCUACUUUUUUUACAAUUCUGAUAAAGUUGCUAUUCCAUUAUCAGUACAUAAUGUAGAUUCAUAUUUGAGUGAUGGAGAAGGGGCUGAAUCUGUUGGUAAUUUACAAAAUCUGAUUCAAGCUAUAGUUAAUUCAAAAUCUGAAAUAGUUGUUGCUUUAUGGAAUGGACUGAAAUCUUUGUUGAUGUUGCAUCAAGAUAUUAAAUUAUCAGCACAAGAUCAGCCAAAGAAUACAUUAAAUCCUGACAUAGAUGAAAAGGAAGAUGCAUCAAAAAUCCACAUUGCAAACAUUUGUGAGAAAGAAACAUGUACAAUUCAAACUAUUAAGAAAAGGAAAUCAAGAAAAUCUCAGGUCUCUAAGAAAGGAAGAAUAUACACGAAGACUCAAUUUAAUCGAAAUGUACCACUACAGAAAGCAGAUACAAAUUCACCUAAAAAUGAAAUAACCAGCAAUAGUGUCCAAGGAUUUGAAUUAUCAAAGUCUAAAAUUGACAUAAAUAUUGAGGAUAACAAAAACCACCAUAAAGAAAAUAAUGAACUCAGCAACAACAAAUCUUUAUCAGUUAAAAACAAAGUAGUUCGUGAUUUGAAAGGUUUUAUUUUAAAAAGAAAGUAUAAUUCUUUGAAGAACAAAGAUUCAAUAUCCUCGGACAAAAAAAGAAACACGCAGAGAAGCCAAAUAUGCAGUGUGUGUGACAAGUCAAUGCCAAUGUGCCAAAUGAAGAUCCACAUGGCAAAGCACUCGGAUGAACGCCCAUUUGAAUGUGAUAUCUGUCGUAAAAAGUACAAGUACCAGAAACACCUGACAGCACACCAUCAGACUCAUAGCACACAUUCAUUCUUUUGUGAUCGGUGUGGGUCUGGAUUUGCAACCAUAUCCUUGCUAAGAAGCCACAUUAUCAGUAAACACACUGAGGCCUGUGACAAACCAGCAAAAUGUGAUAUUUGUGGGGCUGGCUUUGCAAACCAAUACAGACUGAACAGGCAUAGAAUGCAGCACACUGGCAGCAAACCAUUACAGUGUGACCUGUGUGGCAUGGGAUUCAGGCAGCUGUACAACCUGCAGCAGCAUGUGAGCACCAAGCACCGCAAGGAGCGGAGGUUUGCAUGCAAACAGUGCGAGAAGAAGUUUGUUACCAACUACCAGCUCAAGUGUCACAUAUUGCAACAUUCAGGAGUGCGGCCUUAUGCCUGUAAGAUAUGUACCAAGGCAUAUACACAGAAGAAGGAGUUAAGGCGUCACAUGAAAACCUUCCACUCUAUGACCAUGGAUGAGGAAUCUCUACCUGACCUCACUAAGGUCUUUGAGGAGCUUCAAGGGACAGAUCCAAUGCUGGAGCACACAGCUGACAAUGACACACGCGUCGAACAUCAGUUCAGUGGCGGCCAUCUUCCCAGUGUGGAGACACUGGACUCGACUGCAACAGUCUAGCAUCCAUCUGCAGUAGAUGGUGUUGCUCACAGUCAGACACACUUCCCAGAAUAUAUCAGCAUUUAAAAGAAAACAUAUUUGGAACAUUUGAAGAAAAACAUAAGGAGUUAAUAUUAGUAGCCCAAAUAAUAUAUUUCUGUAAGAAUGGUCCUACAUACAUACUGGAAAUAUAUUUAACCUGUGGGAAUAGAUCCAACCGAGGGAAUUAUUCAGAAAGGAACUGAAACAAAUGUAUACAUAUGUGAAAAGAACGGAAUGAACAUUUCAAUUUGCUGUCAGAAAAUAAUUGUAACUUGUCAAAAACCAGCUGCGUGUUUAAACACCAUCAUUGAUGGCUGUAGUUCAUCAUCGGGGGGUGGGGUGGGAGGUCAUUUAUGUCAGGUUGGUUAUCACUCUUUUUUAUGCCUUCCUUCAAAGAAGAGGGGGUAUAUUGCUUUGCACAUGUUGGUCGGUCGGUCUGUUUGUCUGUUCACCAGGUGGUUUCCGGAUGAUAACUCAAGAACGCUUGGGCCUAGGAUUAUGAAGCUUCAUAGGUACAUUGAUCAUGACUAGCAGAUGACCCCUAUUGAUUUUGAGGUAACUCGGUCAAGGUCACGGUGACCCAACAUAGUAAAAUGGUUUUUGGAUGAUAACUCAAGAACGCUUAUGCCUAGGAUCAUGAAACUUGAUAGGUAGAUUGAUCAUGACUUGCAGAUGACCCUUAUUGAUUUUCAGGUCACUAGGUCAAAGGUCAAGGUCACAGUGACCCGAAAUAGUAUAAUGGUUUCCGGAUGAUAACUCAAGAAUGCUUAGGCCUAGGAUCAUGAAACUUGAUAGGUAGAUUGAUCAUGACUCGCAGAUGACCCCUAUUGAUUUUCUGGUCACUAGGUCAAAGGUCACAGUGACCCAAAAUAGUAAAAUGUUUCCUGAUGAUUACUCAAGAACACUUAUGCCUAGGAUCAUGAAACUUUGUAGGUAGAUUGAUAAUGGCUGGCAGAUGACCCCUAUUGAUUUUCAGGUCAAUAGGUCAAAGGUCAAGGUCACGGUGACCCGAAAUAGUAAAAUGGUUUCCGGAUGAUAACUGAAGAAGGCUUAUGCCUAUUAUCAUGAAACUUCAUAGAUACAUUGAUCAUGACUCGCAGAUGACCCCUAUUGGUUUUCAGGUCACUAGGUCAAAGGUCACGGUGACCCAAAAUAGUAAAAUGGUUUCCGGAUGAUAACUCAAGAACGCUUUUGCCUAGGAUCAUGAAACUUGAUAGGUAGAUUGAUCAUGACUCGCAGUUGACCCCUAUUGAUUUUCAGGUCACCAUAUCAAAGGUCAAGGUCACGGUGACCUGAAAUAGUAAAAUGGUUUCCGGAUGAUAACUCAAGAACACUAAUGGCUACGAUCAUGAAACUUCAUAGGUACAUUGAUCAUGACUGGCAGAUGACCCCUAUUGAUUUUGAGGUCACUAAGUCAAGGUCAUGGUGACCCGAAAUAGUAAAAUGGUUUCCGGAUAAUAACUCAAGAACACUUAUGCCUAGGAUCAUGAAACUUCAUAGGUACAUUGAUCAUGACUCGCAGAUGACCCCUAUCAAUUUUGAGGUCACUAGGUCAAAGGUCAAGUUCACGGUGACCCGAAAUAGUAAAAUGGUUUCCGGAUGAUAACUGAAGAACGCUUAUUCCUAGGAUCAUGAAACUUGAUAGGUAGAUUGAUCAUGACUCGCAGAUGACCUCUAUUGAUAUUCAGGUCACUAGGUCAAAGGUCAAGGUCACGGUGACCCGAAAUAGUAAAAUGGUUUCAGGAUGAUAAUUCAAGAACUCUUUUGGUUAUGAUCAUGAAACUUCAUAGGUACAUUGAUCAUGACUGGCAGAUAACCCCUAUUUAUUUUCAGGUCACUAGGUCAAAAGUCAAGGUCACAGUGACAAAAAACAUAUUCACACAAUGGCUGUCACUACAACGGAGAGCCCAUAUGGGGGGCAUGCAUGUUUAACAAACAGCCCUUGUUUCAUACAAGCACUUGUAUAAGCCUAAAGCAAAGUUUUCUGGUAAAGCAUUAUUGUCAUUCGUUGUCGUUUUGGUUGUAGUGAUAAAGUUGUUUAACAUUAUGUUGAAGAUACUGAUAAUAAAAUUAUUCCAGAGGAACACUUUUGAGGAAGGUACACAGGUCGUCUGUCUAAUGAAAUAAACCUGCCUGACAAAGUUCACUUUUUAAUGUAGUUCAUUUUAAAAUUUCAUAUAUAUUGUUACCAUUUAUACCAUUGUUAAUUUUGUCUACAAAUAUUCACUGACUGUGACAGUACAAUUCAGAUUGUGUACGGUUUUUAGUUUAUUAUUAUGUGUUGUGUUCAUCAGAGACGUAGUUAACAGUUGUCUACGUCUCUGUGUUCAUUAUGCCCCCCUUCGAAGAAGAGGGGGUAUAUUGCUUUGCUCAUGUUAUGUCGGUCGGUCUGUCGGUCGGUCGGUCUGUCGGUCCGUCCACCAGGUGGUUGUCAGACGAUAACUCAAGAACGCUUGGGCCUAGGAUCAUGAAACUUCAUAGGUACAUUGAUCAUGACUCGCAGAUGACCCCUAUUGAUUUUGAGGUCACAAGGUCAAAGGUCACGGUGACCAGAAAUAUUAAAAUGGUUUUUGAAUGAUAACUCAAGAACGCAUACGCCUAGGAUCAUGAAACUUCAUGGGUAGAUUGAUCAUGACUUGCAGAUGACCCCUAUUGAUUUUGAGGUCACUAGGUCAAAGGUCAAGGUCACGGUAACCCGAAAUAGUAAAAUGGUUUACGGAUGAUAACUCAAGAACGCAUAUGCCUAGUAUCAUGAAACUUCAUUGGUAGAUUGAUCAUGACUCGCAGAUGACCCCUAUUGAUUUUGAGGUCACUAGGUCAAAGGUCAAGGUCACGGUGACCCAAAAUAGUAAAAUGGUUUUCGGAUGAUAACUCAAGAACGCUUUUGCCUAGGAUCAUGACACUUCUUAGGUACAUUGAUCGUGACUUGCAGAUGACCCCUAUUGAUUUUCAGGUCACUAGGUCAAAGGUCAAGGUCACAGUGACAAAAAUCGUAUUCACACAAUGGCUGCCACUAUUAACGGACAGCCCAUAUGGGGGGCAUGCAUGUUUUACAAACAGCCCUUGUUUAGUUUGUGUUACAAGAGAUUUAUAUAAUGUAAGACAGACCCGUCAAUUAUCUAAAGUUUUAUUAGAUUUGAAAACAUGCUAUCAAUAGAACAGAAUGUCAAGUGUCAUUUUGACUUAAUGAAUCCUGCUGACAAUGAUUUAUUUUGUUAUUUUUAAAAACAGGAUAAUUAAUUUGUAUCAAUUUCAUUCCUUAAAGCCAGACUAUACGAUUUUUCAAAUAUUUAUGAAUUUAUAUAAAAAGUGUAAAAAACUUAUUAUACAUAUAUUUCAAUAUAAAUAAAAAUAAAAGAAGAACAUGUGUCGAAAAAUGCGAAAUGAUUUAAUUCUGAAAUCGAAAAUGUCUGUACAGUCGAAUUCCCCAGCAUGUAUAUCAUGCAUGUACGACAUGAAUUUAAAUUAAGUUUAACGGUUCAUUUUAAAUUCCUGCAGCGCUAUCUAUUCAUACGACAUACGAACACUAACUAAAAAGACAAAUGCUUAUUAUAGGAAAUAUAUUUAUGAAAUAUCUUCGUCACAAUCCGCUCGGGGAGCUUAUUUGUAUUUGCUCUAGUUUAUGAAAUUUGUCUUAAAUGUAUCGUUUUUCUUGCCUUUUUUGUGUUAUUGUAACAUAUUUUUAUCAAUAUAUUACAAUUUAUCAAAUAUAAAAAUGGUAUAGUCUUGCUGUAAUAUGAGUAGUAUAAAGUUCACUAUUCAUGUAUAAAAUAUCAUGUUAUUUGUUUGUGUGUACAAUAUGAUGUUGACAACUUGUGGACUGAUUUGUGUGCAGAUAAAAGAGUCUGUUAUUAAG
Molecule: messenger RNA, 5733 nt
Organism: Dreissena polymorpha
Lineage: Eukaryota; Metazoa; Mollusca; Bivalvia; Myida; Dreissenidae
Product: zinc finger protein 432-like
Exons: 7
Coding region: 210-1856 (548 amino acids)
Biological process (GO): regulation of DNA-templated transcription
Molecular function (GO): RNA polymerase II cis-regulatory region sequence-specific DNA binding; DNA-binding transcription factor activity, RNA polymerase II-specific
Source: RefSeq, a predicted model, not a curated record